AUGGAGGAGAACGUCCCAGGAUUCUUGCGCACAAAUCAAACUGCUUCCGUGUUCCACUGGGGCGAGCACGAGGGAAAAUUAAGGAGCGUCUGCGGGACAUGUAGGUUCUGGGCCCUAUCGGCGAAUUCCUGGCAUAAGCCAUCAUCGACUUGA
Messenger RNA from Paracoccidioides lutzii Pb01, 153 nucleotides. RefSeq lists its product as hypothetical. The record is from RefSeq and is a predicted model, not a curated record. The transcript is spliced from 2 exons. The coding region runs from base 1 to 153 and encodes 50 amino acids.